Amblyraja radiata (thorny skate) is the source of this 2559-nucleotide messenger RNA. Its product is annotated as protocadherin-10-like. Lineage: Eukaryota; Metazoa; Chordata; Chondrichthyes; Rajiformes; Rajidae. Gene Ontology annotation, cellular component: plasma membrane. The record is from RefSeq and is a predicted model, not a curated record. The transcript is spliced from 3 exons. The coding region runs from base 1 to 2559 and encodes 852 amino acids. Gene Ontology annotation, biological process: homophilic cell-cell adhesion. Gene Ontology annotation, molecular function: calcium ion binding.
AUGACCACGGAGAUGACUGAUUGCAUUCUGGUCUUGACUCGGGCACUAAGAGAUUUGCAUUCUAGGGUGCGAGCAGCAUAUGGUGAAUUGCCUCUAUUGGUCUCUUCUAUCAAGGUGAAGCCUGGUGACUCUGUACUAGUGAAUAAUUGGAUUCGUUACUUAAUUCCCGAAGAACUGCAGCUGGGUGCCUUUGUUGGAAAUAUCGCAGUUGACUUGGGUUUAGACGUGAAAGAGCUCAAGAUCCGCAGUUUCCGUAUUGUGCCUGGGCCGACGAAACAAUUUUUCGACGUAAAUGAGAACAAUGGCAAUCUAUUUGUGAAGGAAAAGAUAGACAGGGAACAGAUCUGUGGACCGAGCGCAGUGUGUAUCUUGUCCUUAGAAACAAUGAUCGAAAAUCCUUUCAGUCUGCACGAAGCUGAAGUGGAAAUUCUGGAUGUAAAUGACAAUGAACCGACUUUUUCUGAAAGCACGAUGCGCCUUGACAUCUCAGAAAUGGCCGCACCAGGAACAAGUAAUCCGCUUGAGUGCGCUCAUGACCCAGACGUAGGAAGUAACUCGGUGCAAUCAUAUCAGUUAGUUGAGAAUGAUUACUUCUCAUUGGACGUUGAGUAUCGAAAUGGAAAUGAAGUCAUGCCCGUGUUAGUUUUAAAAAGAGCACUGGAUAGAGAAACAAUACCCAGACACAUGAUGCUGCUGAUUGCUAAGGACGGCGGAGUCCCCGCGCGUUCAGGAACCGCAGAAAUAUUAAUAAUUGUGAAAGAUGUAAAUGAUAACUCUCCCCAGUUCUCCCAGUCCGUUUACAGGGUUAACGUGAUGGAAAAUAUGUCCAUAGGAUCACUGGUUAUCAAAUUAAAUGCCACUGAUUUAGAUGAUGGAUCAAAUGGAGAGAUUAUUUACUCUUUCGGUCGCCAAACAUCAGAUAGAUUACGUGAGCUGUUUAACGUAGAUUACAAAACAGGUGAAAUAACGAUCAAUGGAAAUUUGGACCAUGAAGAAAGCGAUAUGUUUGAAUUAAAUAUUCAGGCUGAUGACUCCGGUCCCGCCGCAAUUUCAUCUUUUUGUCACGUGCUCGUUCACGUUAUCGAUAUGAAUGACAAUGCGCCAGAGAUCACUGUAUCUACGCUGUUUACCCCCGUGCCCGAAGAUUCGGAGCCAGGCACGGUUGUGGCUUUAAUCGGUGCCACAGAUAAAGAUUCUGGAGACAAUGGAAAGUUGAAUUGUCAAGUGGCAAAUGACGUUCCUUUCCAUCUGGACGCAUCUUCUAAAAAAUAUUUAACACUGCACACGCAACACCAUCUUGAUCGUGAAAAUAUUUCGAGGUAUGAAAUAACAAUCGUCUGCGGUGAUUCGGGGUCACCUGUGCUCACCUCGAAGAAAAUUAUUGUGGUGGACGUUUCUGAUAUAAAUGAUAAUUCGCCGUACUUUUCUCAGCCUUUAUAUACAGCACAUGUGAUGGAGAACAAUGUUAUCGGGGCGUCCAUCUUUUCAGUAACAGCGUUUGAUCCAGAUUUAGAUCAGAACUCUGAAUUAAACUAUUCAAUCGUACCGAGCCAGGUUCAGACCGAGUCAGUGUUCAAUUAUGUACAUAUCCAAUCAAAACAAGGAAUUAUAUUUUCGCAAAGAUCUUUCGACUACGAGAGUCUCAAACAAAUUCAGAUAUGGGUUGUGGUGACGGACUCGGGACAGCCGCCAUUAUCCAGCAACGUUACUGUGGAAUUUAUUAUCCUUGAUCAGAAUGACAACGCUCCGGUAAUUGUACACCCAUUACCCGAUUAUGGAUCGAUAGUAACAGAGACAAUGUCUCGUUCGGCAGAACCAGGCUACCUGGUUGCCAAGGUAUCGGCGAAGGAUGCGGACUAUGGCCAGAAUGCCCGGCUUUCCUAUCAACUUAUUCAGGCCACUAAUCGUGGACUUUUUACCAUUUCACCAGAUACUGGCGAGAUCUGGACAAUCCGUGGUAUAAUGAGCAAAGACAGCACAAGGGAAAGGUUGGUCGUCGGUGUAAAAGAUCACGGUUCACCGCCACUUUCCGCUUCAUUGACUAUUAUCUUAUCAUUGGCAGACAAUGAUAUGGAAACAUUUACUGAUGCGAACGGUUCGGCUCAAGAACCCACAACGUUUGCGGAUCUCAGCAUUUACUUAGUCAUAUGCUUAGGGGUGACCUCUUCUACAUUUCUCGUCAUUGUGAUUCUGCUCGCCGUUAAGAUUUAUAAAGGGAGGAGUCGAUUUGAGUCCCACGAUUGUUAUCUGGGCACUUGCCAUUGCUUUGAAACACGCAGUUCGUUGAAUGGAAUACAAAAAGCCAGCAGAAAUCUUGAAAUUGUUCCAAAUUACGUGGAAGUGUUUGGGGGUGAUCCGCUUUCUCAAAGUUUCCGAUAUGACACGUGUUCGAGUUCCGGCACUGCGAAGAGACAUGCCAUGUUUCCUAAAAUAGACAACGCAUCUGGACGCAAGGUUAGUAUCACUCGCGAGAUCAAAGAAAUUGCGAAUAAUUUAAUCUGCCAGCACAAUGAGACACUUAACGUGAACUGUAAGACUGUCUUCGAUCUGAUUUUGUAA